Molecule: messenger RNA, 1986 nt
Organism: Paraphaeosphaeria sporulosa
Lineage: Eukaryota; Fungi; Ascomycota; Dothideomycetes; Pleosporales; Didymosphaeriaceae
Exons: 2
Coding region: 1-1986 (661 amino acids)
Biological process (GO): carbohydrate metabolic process
Molecular function (GO): hydrolase activity, hydrolyzing O-glycosyl compounds; carbohydrate binding
Source: RefSeq, a predicted model, not a curated record
AUGCUUUUUCGAGAGGACGAUCGCCUUGUCUUCAAAUACGAUGCUGAGCAGGUUUGGAUUGAACCAUGGGGUCCGAAUGCCCUACGACUGCGGGCUACGAAAAUGGCCUCUAUGCCAAACGAAGACUGGGCUCUGCUGAAAGCCGAAAGAUCGGAUCCUACAAUCGAGAUUGGGAAAGAUUCAGGAAUGAUAUCAAAUGGCAAUAUCAAAGCAACCAUCACCAAGCGUGGAAAGCUGACUAUCAGCAACGAGAAUGGAAAGAUUUUGCUUGAAGAAUACGCACGGCAUCGGCGCGAUGUCGUCGAUCCCAAAUGCAGUGCCUUGGAAGUCGAGGCGCGCGAGUUCAAGCCAAUAAUUGGUGGAAACUACUAUCUAACUGCUCGUUUCGAGAGCUUAGAUCCGAAAGAAAAGAUCUUUGGCAUGGGUCAAUAUCAGCAACCAUAUCUCGAUGUGAAAGGUACUCAACUAGAGCUGGCGCAUCGAAAUUCGCAAGCUAGCGUGCCUUUCGCUGUCUCCUCGCGUGGUUACGGCUUUCUUUGGAACAAUCCUUCCAUCGGCAAUGCGAUUUUCGGUAAAAACAUCAUGAGCUUUGAAGCACAGUCAACGCAGACCCUUGACUACUGGGUCGUUGCUGGUGACACGCCAGCUCAGAUCGUAGAAUCUUACGCCAACGCCACAGGCAAGGUUCCCAUGAUGCCGGAAUACGGCCUCGGGUUUUGGCAGUGUAAACUACGCUACCAAACCCAAGAAGAGCUUCUCCAGGUAGCUCGAGAGUACAAACGCAAAGAACUGCCAAUCAACCUCAUUGUCAUCGACUUCUUCCACUGGCCCUUGCAAGGUGACUGGAGGUUUGACGAGACAUAUUGGCCCAACCCUGAUGCUAUGAUCCAAGAGCUGACAAGCUUGGGUAUCGAGCUUAUGGUGUCUAUUUGGCCCACGGUAGAUAAACGUUCAGAGAAUUUCGAAGAAAUGCUGGAGAAAGGAUAUCUGAUUCGUACAGAGCGAGGUGUUCGUGUUGCUAUGACUUUUCAGGGACAAACAGUUCACUUUGAUCCUACGAAUCCAGGGGCCCGAGAGUAUAUUUGGGAGAAAGCUCGGAAAAAUUACUUCUCAAAAGGUAUCAAAGUGUUUUGGCUUGACGAGGCGGAACCUGAAUACCGUGUAUAUGAUUUCGAGAACUAUCGCUAUCAUCGAGGGCCAAACAUUGCUAUCGGGAACAUCUAUCCUGUCGAAUACGCGCGAGCAUUUUACGAAGGUCAGACUAAUGAAGGGCAGCAGAACGUUGUCAACCUCAUUCGUUGCGCGUGGGCUGGAAGUCAGAAGUACGGUGCUUUAGUCUGGAGCGGCGACAUCGCGUCAUCUUGGUCGACAUUGCGAAAUCAAUUGGCUGCUGGGCUUAACAUGGGCAUGUCAGGACUCCCUUGGUGGACAACUGACAUCGGGGGUUUCCACGGAGGGGAUCCCAAUGAGCCAAAAUUCCGCGAGCUGUUCGUGCGGUGGUUUCAGUGGGGUACGUUCUGUCCGGUCAUGCGAUUGCAUGGUGACCGCGAGCCUCGCCAGCCAAAGGUUGGUUCUACCGGGGGUGCGAGCUGUCGCAGCGGUGCAGACAACGAAGUGUGGUCGUACGGACCAGAGGUUUACGAGAUUUGCAAGAGAUAUAUGGGGAUCCGCGAGAAUCUCCGUGCGUACACGCGGAAGCUCAUGGCAGAAGCGCACGAAAAGGGAUCUCCUGUGAUGAGGACGGUAUUUUACGAGUUUCCUGAGGAUUCUGUCUGUUGGGACAUCGAAGAACAGUACAUGUUUGGCGACAAGUAUAUGUGCUGUCCAGUUCUCGAAGCAGGUCAAGAUGCCAUGACCGUGUAUUUGCCUCAAGCGAAUGGUGGCAGCAGGUGGAAAUCGUUCUGGGGGGCAGAGGAGUGGGAGGGAGGAAUCACAGUUGAUGUAGCAUGUCCACUAGGCAUAAUGCCUGUUUUCGAACGGCUUUGA